Molecule: messenger RNA, 243 nt
Organism: Penicillium malachiteum
Lineage: Eukaryota; Fungi; Ascomycota; Eurotiomycetes; Eurotiales; Aspergillaceae
Exons: 1
Coding region: 1-243 (80 amino acids)
Source: RefSeq, a predicted model, not a curated record
AUGCAAACAACCGUCCUAGCUGACUCCAAUUUUGCACUCUCAUUCUUCCAGCGUGCUGAUAUUGCCUUUGCAACUGACAAAGAGUCCACAAUCGAUGGCCCGGAGCGUUUAUCUACGGUAUAUUACGGAUGGGCAUGCGUGAAAUACGGCUGGAUGACAGUGCCAGAGGACGCGGGUAAGGGAGAUCUCCUCAUGUUGGUAGAAGCCUUCCACGCAACACCCAGUCUACCAAUGCAUAGUUGA